Messenger RNA from Racocetra persica, 304 nucleotides. Lineage: Eukaryota; Fungi; Glomeromycota; Glomeromycetes; Diversisporales; Gigasporaceae. The record is from the annotation of a GenBank genome assembly.
AUGUCUGCGAACUCACAACAAAGUACAAACAAACAGAUUUUAUAUUGGAAUUAUUAUGGAAACAUGGAGAAAAGCCCAGGUUUUAUGGAACGUUCUUUAGAUAUUGCUGGAAACAGUCAUAAAAUGGUUAAAGAAAGCGAAUAUGAAGAAGAAGAUUUUAAUAAGAAAAAGGAGUAUAUGGAAUUGGUUAUUAGAAAAAUGAAAGAGAGAAAUUUAUCAUUAAUAGAUGCUAUAGAUAACAUCUUGGAUAAUGCAGAAAAUAAAGAAGAACAUUCUGCUAAGAUUGAAAUCUUAAUUCCUUUUA